AGUAAGCCCCACGUGUAAAUCUGUCGUACUGUUUCCAAUUAUCAUGGCGGCUGAGGGUGAUGUUGAGUUGGAAUUAGAAAAUGAGGAAAAUUGCACUGAGCGCCCUACUGAGAAACCCCGUAAACAUGACAGCGGUGCAGCAGAUUUGGAACGUGUCACGGAUUAUGCUGAAGAAAAGGAGAUUCAGAGCUCUAACUUGGAGACGGCAAUGUCUGUAAUUGGAGAUAGAAGAUCCAGAGAACAGAAGGCAAAGCAAGAAAGGGAAAAAGAACUGGCAAAAGUCACCAUCAAAAAGGAGGAUGUGGAACUCAUUAUGAGUGAGAUGGAAAUAUCAAGAGCGGCAGCAGAACGCAGUCUCCGAGAACACAUGGGUAAUGUUGUGGAUGCAUUAGUAGCACUAACAAAUUAAAUGUGCACCCACUUACUCAUUCAGGCUGAAGCAGCAACACGUUGCAUAGUUGCCACUGACAGUUUAAGGUGAAUGGCUCUCCAUGAGGGGAAGAAGCCAGAUGAUGGACUGCUGUUUGGAAAUGCCUAUUGCAGCUAUUUUUCACAUGUAACCAUCAUUUACUGUCAUUUAUGUUUACAUAAGUGAAUAUUUUCAUGGAAGGACUGCAUCUUCUGGGACAGUUUUUGUAUAAAAAAGCAGGGAUUUCCUUGUACUGUGUAUUAAAUCAGUCCACUUUGAUUAA
Protopterus annectens (West African lungfish) is the source of this 692-nucleotide messenger RNA. RefSeq names its product huntingtin interacting protein K (gene HYPK). NCBI's taxonomy places the organism in Eukaryota, Metazoa, Chordata, Ceratodontiformes, Protopteridae. Gene Ontology annotation, biological process: protein stabilization; negative regulation of apoptotic process. The transcript has 4 exons. Bases 44 to 409 code for a protein of 121 amino acids. The record is from RefSeq and is a predicted model, not a curated record.